CGUGAAUUGGUCAACAUCUCUACCAGCGAUAUCCAAUCUUUGUUUUUUCUUUUGGUAGACCAUCUUUUGAAAGGAAAAAGGUUAUCUCAAUAGGAACAACGGGACAACCAACAUGAUCAAGAACAACAACAUGUUGCAGCAGUAACACCACUCUCGGGACUGUACUUGGUGAUCCGUACACCAAGGCCGACGCAGGAUGAUAAGACCAGCGAGCAAUUGCUGUGGCGUUUUCACGCUGCUCUUCGGAGUCGAGGUGAUUUGCCUGUUGAACCUCAUAUCAGCUAUUUUCGUGGUGUCCCUGGUUAGCUCAACCGAAAUCCUCACCAUAUCAGGGAUAAAGAUUCCACCAGCAACGCAGGUAUUUUUUUUUGUUUAGCCACUCUCUCAGUGGCAGCUUUUUAGGUUCGUUUUUCCCUCUUGUGAAGUUGUGUUUUAGAACUUCUGACUCUGUGACCAUUGAAAGAAAACGAAAUACAGAAGUUUGAUGCAUACGUUUUCUUUCCUUUGAAUUUGCUCAAAAUGAGAUAAAUCAAAAUUUUAGGAUUCUAUACAUUUCAAGUUCCUCGAUUUCCUAAAUUUUAGAUUUUAUGCUAAUUUAUUCAAGUUUAAAUCCAGGAUUCAGCACGUUAAGUAGAUACUCACUUGGAUAAUUUUUCAUUCUGAAUCAUUCACUCAAACAAAUCUUUCAACAACUACUACUACUCCUACUUUCUUUGCUCUCCUUCUGCUCACUACUUUGCUCUCCUUCUGCUCUCAAGCAUCGCCCCAUCCCAUUCAGGUUCUCUACGGAGCAUGGUGUUUGAUCGGCAUUCCAUUGAUUAUCAGCGCCGGAGUCGGUGCUGUCUACCGGGUCGAGUCGCAGCUGAGAGCAUAUUUCUACUACCUCGGAGCGCAGAUGUUCCUCAUGAUGUUCUAUUUCAUUCUCAUGCUCUUCUCCGGCGACGUCUGCUCGACGGUGGUGUCAUUGGUAUACAUUUUUGAAGAUUUUUUGAACCAUGUUGUGUUUUGAUGUACUAGUCACUUGAUGGAUUGCAUCAAGAAGUUGAACGACCGAGAUGAAUUCAUUCGGUUUAAUAUUGAUGCGUGAUAUUGAAACCUCAAGAAGUCGUCAGGGAGAUCUUAGGCAGUUUGCCGAAUAGAUUCGCGUCGUCAUUGAAGCCUCAGGAACUUCUUAUAACCUGUAAUAUUCACAAAACCACGACCCACCACUUCCGCACCAACAGGACCUCCAGCGUAUGGGAUCCUCACUAGUUUGUGGUUUCACUGACGCGUUCGCAAUAUUUUGGAUGCUGAUAGAUUUGGGAGUCUUCCUCUAUCUCAUAUACAUCGUCUGGAGCGCUGCGGAGCAUAUCAGUAUGAGCUUCUUUCCCGACUUGGUGGCGUAUAAGCAGAGGCUGCAUACUCAGGUAUUGCAACAGUCAUCUCUUAUAAGCUCUGUGUCUCAUCGUGAUGUAGUGUCAACACAAUAAACUACGACUUCUUGGUACUAACUAAAACGGAGAAUUAUUUCCGUAACCUAUCACAAUCACAUUUUCCAGGUCGGCCAACCGAUCUCGCAGGCCGCUUCGAUGAAGGCACCCGCUCACUUACAGGGAGAUAUCAACAGAAGUCGACAGCAAGCAGAUGUCCUGUCAGCGCACAUGUCUGUAGAUGCGCAACGGUUAGACGCACAAGUUGCGAGGUCAUAAGACGACGCUUUAGCGGCUGUAGACGUAGACCACGCACCACAGACAUGUUAUUGGAGAAGACUGUACAACAUUGAAAAGGAGGACAUGAAUGUACCUAGUACUUUCUCUGUGCACAGCGUGUAGCAGUGAAAAGUGCCAACUCCAUUUGAUGAUAUCAUGAUGGGGCCGGAUGUAGUAGUUUAUUACAAUAUGCACAGUCUUUUUUUGUCUAAUCUCACUUUCCUACAUAUGAAAAGAACAAGAGCAAAGUCUCCACUGCUUUCUCUGCGGCAUGAGAAGCUACAAGUACAACGUCUAAACGAUUUGUUCGCUUACGACCCGCCCAGUUGAAACUGCAAAAAAAAACGCACAACCACGG
Amoebophrya sp. A25 is the source of this 2046-nucleotide messenger RNA. The record is from the annotation of a GenBank genome assembly. NCBI's taxonomy places the organism in Eukaryota, Dinophyceae, Syndiniales, Amoebophryaceae.